CUGUUAACAUUUUUGUUUUCAAAACCACUGAUUGGUGAUGGAAUUUUGAUUAUAUUCCUUGGUUUAUUCUUCAGGUUGCACUAUGGUUGCCAACGUUUUUUGCUAAUCAUUACCCACACUUUUGAAGUACACAGUUGUGAAGAUUGACUGAAGAAGGGGUCAAUCCAUUGCAUCACAAAUUACUUGAAGAUCCUAUAAGAAUCAAAAUCUUCUUGAUUUACAUUUUUGGGGUUUGGUCAAUUCUGAAAAGCUUGUGCACAAUUCCUAUUGCAAUGUCCCUAUUAUCCAGAUUACGCUGUAUCACUGUGGAUGUUACUGGUACUCUCAUAGCUUACAAAGGGGAGCUUGGUGACUACUAUUGCAUGGCAGCCAAAGCUGUUGGACUACCAUGCCCUGACUAUAAACGUGUGCAUGAAGGUUUCAAGCUUGCAUAUACAGAGAUGGCAAAGAAGCAUCCGUGUUUUGGGUUUGCAGCAAAAAUGCCAAACAUUGUAUGGUGGAAAACUUGUGUUAGAGAUUCAUUUGUCAGGGCAGGGUACGAGUAUGAUGAGGACAUGUUUGAGAAGAUAUUUAGACGCAUAUAUGCUUCCUUUGGUUCAUCUGCACCAUAUACAGUUUUUGCAGAUUCCCAACCCUUCCUAAGAUGGGCUCGUGAAAAGGGUCUUAAAGUGGGGAUUAUAAGCAAUGCAGAAUAUCGUUACCAGGAUGUGAUUCUUCCUGCCUUGGGUUUGAACCAGGGAUCCGAGUGGGACUUUGGUGUGUUCUCUGGUCUUGAAGGUGUAGAAAAACCAGACCCAAGGAUUUAUAAGAUUGCUCUUGAAAGGGCUGGUGAUAUUGCCCCAGAAGAGACUAUGCACAUUGGUGACAGCAUGCGCAAAGACUAUGUCCCAGCAAAGAGUGUGGGGAUGAAUGCGUUGUUAUUGGAUAGAUUCAAAACUCCUGAUGCUGAGGAAUGGAGAAAAUCCGGUGCUAUUGUUCUUCCUGACUUGGUGGCGGUGCAGCAAUUGCUUUCUUCAGGGAAGUAAACUUGUCAAGGGGCUUCGUUUCUACCUGAAAUGCUGUCAUCUGUAUAUUGUUUUAACCUUUUGGUUGAUAAAUAUGUGGCGAUAUUACUAACCAGUUACCAGCUGGCUUCUCCCUGUGUAAUGUUCACAUUUCCUAUUUGCAUACCCUCUGAGCGUCUAGAACUUUGCCGUGAUUUAACGGGGAAAAAGAGUUGCAAUUUUUUAUCAUUAACAAUGUGUCUCUGUUUAUAGAAGAUGCUAUUUGUUUCUUCAGUUUCAUUUUAACAUGAAGGAAGGGAAGAUUGGUUAAGUGAUAACGAUAGAGUGUG
Messenger RNA from Durio zibethinus, 1333 nucleotides. RefSeq lists its product as uncharacterized. Lineage: Eukaryota; Viridiplantae; Streptophyta; Magnoliopsida; Malvales; Malvaceae. The record is from RefSeq and is a predicted model, not a curated record.